CAGUCGGGAAACGGCGGGGCAGCGAGGAGCGGCGAUGGCGCGGAGUGCCCUGGCGCUCGGCGUGCUUGCGCUGCUGGCGCUGCUCGGCCUGGGGGCGGCCGCUGAGUCGCCGAAGGUGGAAGUUUACGCCCGUUCACGCGCCGAGGAGGGAAAGGAGAACAUCCUCCACUGCUUUGUCACCGGCUUUCACCCGCCCAAGAUUGACAUCAAACUCCUGAAGAACGGGGAGCCCAUUCCCGGCGUCAAGUACGGGGACUUGUCCUUCAACGAGAAGUGGCAGUUCCAGCGCCUGGUCUAUGUGCCCUUCACCCCCACGAAGGGGGACACCUUCUCUUGCGAGGUGGCGCACUCCACCAUGCCGAAGUCACGCAAUUACCUAUGGGGUAUGUUACUUCUGAGCUGCGUCUGGGGUAAUCCACGAUCUGGGAUAUCCUUCUUGCAAGUCAGUCUUCUCAAGCUUCUGUCCAUUGUUCAUCAUAGCCACAACACUGAUCAACGUCCUCUCAGAAAUUCACUAAUAAGCCUUGUUAACAAUAUCACUUAGCCACAGCAUCAAGGGAGCUCUGCAGGUUUUUUGAGCAUGUCGCUAAAAAUGCCCCCAUUGCAGCUUAAAAAAAUGGUAACUCUUCACUGUUAAAAUUUUUGCAGGAUUUUUAUACAUUAAUAAACUGAUAGUCCUUAAAAUGUUUCUUCAGAGUCAUUUGACAAGCUGAUUUCACAGGCUGUGAUGACCACUGGCUUGUGGGUGGAUAUGUAACCUUGGUGGUAUGAUGGGCAAUUGUGCUGCUUUUAUCCCACUGAGAAGAUGCAAGAGCACUUUUCCAAGUGAGAGAGAAUUAAAGAUUUUUUU
Molecule: messenger RNA, 850 nt
Organism: Lonchura striata (white-rumped munia)
Lineage: Eukaryota; Metazoa; Chordata; Aves; Passeriformes; Estrildidae
Gene: B2M
Product: beta-2-microglobulin
Source: RefSeq, a predicted model, not a curated record